AGGUGUUGCUGGUUCACGUGCCGAGUGCAUGAGGCAUAGCCGGAGCUGAACGACUCGUACCCUUCAUCAGCCUAUCCACAAUGUCGGAAAACUACGGUGACUAUCAAUCAGAGAUCUAUGCUCGAGGAGCCAUUACAGGUGUCCUGCCCAAUGUCACCACCGAUCCUCGCCUGCUGGAGGAACAGGCUCGGAAAGCAUUAGGCGCGCGUGGCUUUAACUACGUCGCUGGCGGGGCUGGGGAGAAGGCGACGAUGGAUAGCAAUCGGUUGGCGUUUCGCCAAUGGAAGCUAAUCCCCAGGAUGUUGAAACCGAUGGAAGACCAGAACCUUGCGGUGAAUCUCUUUGGUCAAGAGUAUCCAACGCCGAUUCUGAUGGCACCUGUUGGCGUGCAGUCGAUCUUCCACGAUGACAAGGAGACUGGGCUCGCGGAAGCCUGUGGAAAUGUUGGGGUCCCAUACAUCCUCAGCACGGCGAGCAGCAGCUCAAUUGAGGAGGUGGGCGAAGCAAACGGGGACGGCAAAAGAUGGUCCCAGCUCUACUGGCCGCUGGACGACGAGAUUACACUUUCAUUGCUGAAACGCGCCAAAGAAAAUGGGUUCUCUGUCCUGGUUGUCACCCUGGAUACUUGGUCUCUGGCCUGGCGACCAGCCGAUCUCGACAAUGCCUACGUUCCAUUCAUUCGGGGAGUCGGCAACAGGGUCGGCUUUACGGACCCGGUCUUUCGCGCCAAAUACGCAAAGGAAUCCGGCUCGACGGUCGAUGAGGACGUCUCUGGGGCGUCCAGGGCGUGGAUCUCCCAGAUCUUCUUUGGCCAGCCGCAUCGGUGGGAACAAAUCGCCUUCCUCCGAAAGAAUUGGGAUGGCCCACUUGUCCUGAAGGGCAUCCAGCAUGUGGAGGAUGCGAAGCUUGCUGUGGAAGCGGGGUGUGACGGGAUUGUUGUUUCAAACCAUGGCGGUCGACAGGUUGAUGGCGCUAUCGGCUCACUGGAGGUGCUUCCCGAGAUAGUUGACGCGGUCGGGGAUCGAGUGACGGUCCUGUUUGACUCCGGGGUCCGCACGGGCGUGGAUGUCAUCAAGGCGCUCUGCUUGGGCGCCAAGGCAGUCUUGGUUGGCAGGCCGGUGAUCUAUGGGUUGGCAAUCAAUGGCAGGCACGGGGCUGAGGCCGUGCUGAGGGGGCUUCUGGCAGAUCUGUGGCAGAGCAUGAAACUGUCGGGGAUCCGGACCGUGGCAGAGUGCGACCGUGAUAAGAUCCGCAAAGUUCUGUAUCCAGGCGAUGGAAAGGCUAUGUUGUAAAAGGCUGGAUAUCAUUGGCGGUCCACGGGAUAUACCGAGCCACGAGCCACGAGCCCACGAGCGCAGGGUGGAGUCUGGCGAAGAUGAGGGGGAG
Molecule: messenger RNA, 1386 nt
Organism: Aspergillus heteromorphus CBS 117.55
Lineage: Eukaryota; Fungi; Ascomycota; Eurotiomycetes; Eurotiales; Aspergillaceae
Product: lactate 2-monooxygenase
Exons: 5
Coding region: 81-1292 (403 amino acids)
Molecular function (GO): FMN binding; oxidoreductase activity
Source: RefSeq, a predicted model, not a curated record